CAACAAGAACGAAUCUUUUUCCCUGUCAAGCAAGAAAACAAGAAUCUGCAUCAACAAUAACAAGGACAGCUUAAAAGGCUAGCUUGACAACAACAAUAUAAUACAACAAUAAUUUAUCAACAACAUUUACAUCAUCAACAAGAUUUAUCAUACUUGAUUCAUUUUAAUCAUCAAAUCAUAGUGACUGCGUUAUCGGAUUCUUUUCCUUCAUCAUCCACUCUUACCUUUUAGUAUUUAUUCCUUCAAGUUGAGAAAUCCUUUUAAACUGGCAAGCUUAAAGUUUUGUUAUUUUUCCAAUUUGAACAAUACCAGAGAAUAGAAAUAUACUUUUAAUUGAUCAAUCACACAUUCAAAAACAAAAUGAUGAAUAAUUGUUCCCCUUCCGAAGACUCGAUAUUAUGUGUGGAGAGAAUGAACCAUUCUUGUUAUAACAACCACCAUCAUCACCACCACCACUUACAACACCUUACCUCUACUCUAGUCUCACCAUCCUCUUGUCCAAAGUACACUCAUCCUUCACCUAACACACAAGUUUUUAUCAAGACACUCUCUGGUAAAACAAUGACACUUCUGGUUGACUUGAAAAAGGACACCAUCCUUUCAGUCAAGGAAAAGAUUUAUCAGAAAACAUGCAUUCCUGCUCUCAAGCAAAGACUCAUUCAUAGACAACUACAAUUAGAAGAUCAUAAGAAAUUGAGUGACUACCCGACCAUUGAUAAAGAUUCCACAUUCCAUUUAGUAUUACGUCUGGUUGCUGGAGUAAACACCAAGUCAGGCAAAAGUAGAUCCAAAAAGACAAUUCCAAUCAAGACUGAAGAUGGUGCUGAUGCAAUUUCUAAUCAAAUAACAUCUGACAAUAGUAGCACAUCGCUGACACCAACAACAGCUGUUGUUGUUGCAGACUUGACAAUACCCAAGCCAGAUGAUGGAACAAUUGAUGCUUCCAUCAUUAAUACUUCCUCUACCAACGAACUUGUUACAACGUCCUCAUCAUCUAAUAAUAACAAUUCUACAACAACACCUGCCACCACUCGUAAAUCAAGAUCCAAGAGCAACGCUUCCACAAAAAAGUCCUCGAAAAAGUCCACAUCCUCCUCCUCAACAACUGAAAUUAAAGUGAAAGAAGAGCCAAUGGAAAAAGAUAACAACACGAUAGUUUUGGCUUCAUCAGAUUUGAAUAGUAUACAUUCGUCACCUUCAGAGAAUUCGACGAGUCCUUCAUCCUCUACAAUUCCAUCUUCUAACUCUAAUGCUUUAGAGGCAUACUCAGACGAAUCUGAGACAGAUGAAGACGAUUCCGAUUCCGAAGGUGGUGGUAAGGGAAAAAGAUCUGGAAAGAAUAAGAAGAGAGGAUCCUACACAAAGAGAGCCUGUAUAAAUUGUAGGACGGCUCACGCUGCCUGUGAUUCAGGAAGACCAUGUAAGAGAUGCAUUCAAUUGGGAAAGGCUGACAGUUGUCGGGAUGCUGAAAGAAAGAGAACCAAGAAGAGAACCUUGAAUGAAUACGAAAAUGCUCCAGUAUUCUUCCCAUCUCUUGACUCGUUUAUUCCUCUUUUGAGUGGCUUACAACCAGCUCCUCCUUUGGAAACUGUUCAAAAGAGUGAUGAUACCUCCAACAUGUCAACAAAUUCAGAAACCUCUGAAAAGAAGAUUAAGGAUGAAUUUACACCAAAAUCUACCGCUAGAAUUAAGAAGGAAAAGGAAAGUAAGAGAAAGAGUAAGAACCAAUCCUCAAGCACUGAACAGAAGGUUGAAAGAAUGGACAUUAUGGAAAUUUCUCAACCAGAAAAACCAUUGAAUAGUGAAUUGGCAGCCAUCUUUGCUCCAGACACCGCACACUCCACUUUCUUAGAUAUGGAAAGUUCACCAACCACUGAGCAAGAUGUCCAAAUGUUCUUCAACGAUGAGGACAUUUCAUUGGACAAGAGAGGAGGUGAUAAUCUCUCAGAAGCAUUCAAUACAGGUGUUGUACUUUCACCAGAAUCGAAUAAUAGCCAAAUUGAAGAAGUUUUACCUUCUACAGCACUUGCUCUCGUUCCAAACAAUCCAGACAACCAACAACUCAUCUCCAUUCUCCAAUCCUACAAUGGUACUCUUCCUUUCGACUUGACUGAAGCAAUUUCACAGAGCAACAAUAAUGAAAUUGUCAAAAUGUUACUCUAUGAAUAUUUGAGACAAUCACAAGAGCUUCGUGAAUUGAAGCAAUUGGUUGCCUCUCUCCAAUUUACUCUCAUUAAUUUAAAUCCUCCUCAAUUUUCCCCUAACUCUAGCACUCCGUUGAAUGACAUUUCAAACAACACAAUGUAAAUAAACAAUAUUUGGUUAUUU
Naegleria gruberi is the source of this 2328-nucleotide messenger RNA. Its product is annotated as polyubiquitin. Gene Ontology annotation, molecular function: ubiquitin protein ligase binding; protein tag activity; DNA-binding transcription factor activity, RNA polymerase II-specific. Bases 361 to 2307 code for a protein of 648 amino acids. NCBI's taxonomy places the organism in Eukaryota, Heterolobosea, Eutetramitea, Acrasida, Naegleriidae. Gene Ontology annotation, cellular component: nucleus; cytoplasm. The transcript has a single exon. The record is from RefSeq and is a predicted model, not a curated record. Gene Ontology annotation, biological process: regulation of DNA-templated transcription; protein ubiquitination; modification-dependent protein catabolic process.